AUGUCAGACGGACGCAGUAGCGUCCAGCUGCUUGCUCAGUGCAAAAUAUGCGUCGUCUGUUCUAAGAACAUCCAAGAAGAUGCUGCGAUGCAGUUGGACAUCCAGAUCAAAGACCACGGCGGCGACGUUGUCAUAUACGAAGACCCAGCACCCUUCCCACCCAUCGAGCAAUUCACGCACAUCAUCUCCUCCACCGCCGAUUUCCCAGCUUACCAAUCUGCUUGCGACACCCUGAUACCAGUUGUAAAACCGCAGUGGCUGCAGGUGUCCAUCGCGAAAAUGAAACUCGCCAAUCCCCGCCAGUUCAGCCCUGACCCCAAAAUGUUCUUCAGCGACGUUGUAGUCACAUGUGGUGAUAUUCCAGAGGGCGAUAAAGAUGCCAUCGUUGGUGGGGUGAUGGCUAUGGGCGGACUGUAUUCGUCUAGAGUCACCUCGCAGGUGACUCACCUGGUCGACCUCAGUAUGGAUUCUGACAAGGCCAAGGUCGUCACCUCGAAGGGAUUGGGCGUGAAGAUUGUGUUGCCUCACUGGUUUGAUGAUUGCUUGAAACUCGGUAGAAGGAUUGAUGAACGGCCUUACACUCUACCAAAUCCCGAAAUUCUACUUGCUGGGCCAGACGUACCUAUUCGCACCUUUGGUAAUGUGGAUAUCGUUGGUGCAUCUACACCAGAACCUACUGCCUUGCCAACCCCGAGUCGAUCCCCAGCUCAUAAGCGCAAUCUCAGUGUUUUCGAGGGAAAGCAUAUUAUGCUGUCGUCGGAUCUGGGAAUUGGAAACCAUCUACUUGCCUCUAUUGAAGACUUAAUCAGACAGGGAAAUGGUAUAGUCACCAAGGACUUGAGGAAAGCGGAUAUGUUUAUCUGCAAACAUCGGGAUGGAUUCGAAUAUCGCACGGCAUCGAGAUGGAACAAAGAGGUCGGGAAUUUGUCGUGGCUAUUUCACCUUGUUACACAUAACACAUGGACAUCUCCUCUUCGACGACUACUGCACUAUCCGACCCAUCGUGAAGGCAUUCCAGGCUUCAAAGGUUUGCGAAUUAGUUUGUCCAACUACGCCGGAGAAGCCAGAGCAUAUCUCGAAAAUCUCAUCCAAGCUACGGGUGCUGAAUGCACCAAGACCCUCAAAAACGACAACACACAUCUCAUCACUGCGCACGGCAACAGCGAAAAAUGCACAGCAGCUAAAGAAUGGGGUCUUUAUGUUAUUAACCAUUUAUGGCUAGAAGAAAGCUAUGCGCAGUGGAAAAUGUUACCAGUUUCUGAACCACGGUACACUCAUUUUCCCAAGCGGACAAAUUUAGGAGAAGUUGUCGGUCAGACAAAACUCGAUAAGACCGUGCUCGAGCAGAACUUCUUCCCCGCAGAUACCGGCGUUGAGGAGACCCGAGUCAUGCAGCAAAAGGAUCAGAAUGUAGCCGCCAACGCUGAAAACAACAAGACGGAUCCAUCUCUAGAGCGAGCCAAAUCCGUUUCCAAGUCAUCACCCGUUCCAGCGAAGACGGCUGCAACCAUGACACCUCAUACAGGCAAGUCAUCUCGCAAGGCAUCUCUCUUCGGCGACACGAAGACUCCCAUGGUUUCGCGCUUCCUCGCGGAUGGAGAGGAAAACGUCACACCUUCAACAACAAGUAGUCGCAAGUCUAAAGAAACUGCUGCGGCGCGCAUACACGACGCUGCUCCUGAUAUUGCUCUUUAUGAGAAGGAGAUGAAACGGGUUGGCGGCGUUAUCUAUGGUGGACGACGAAAGACUGAUCCGGAUCUUGUUCCUCCAGCAAACAACAAGAAGAGAAGAUCUGCCGAGCCUGAAGAAAAAGACGAAGCUGAAGACGAGAAGACGGACGCGAAACGACAGAAGAAACUCAGGGCUCCUGUGACUAUGCACAUGAUAAUAACGGGCUAUCAGAGAUGGGUUGGUAAUGUCAAGAAGGAAGAUGCAGAUAAGCGACAACUUCGCAACUUGGGGAUUGCCAUAACUCAAGACGCUAAAAAAUGCACCCAUCUCGCCGCUCCAUCCAUCUUGCGAACACCCAAGUUCGUCAAUGCUCUGGCAUAUGCCCCUGUCAUUGUGAACGUCGACUAUAUCACACAAUGUCUUGCGAAGGACGAGUUGCUUGAUCCCGCUGACUUUGCCUUGGUUGAUAAAAUCACCGAGAAGAAGAAUGGUUUUACAUUGACCGCUGCGCGUGAACGGGCUCACCGCAACAAGAACAAGCUUCUCAAAGGUUAUAGAAUCUGCUGUGUCGAGACAAUCCGCGGCGGUUUCGAAGCGUUCAAGUCAAUUGUCGAGGCGAAUGGUGGUGAAUGCACACUGUUUCGGGGCCGCGUUUCGAUGAACGAUCAUCGUCAUCGUGAGUCUAGCUCCGAUACAAAUGACAGCGAGACAGACCACUCUAUGAAAGAUGAUGUGUUUCUUAUAAGUGGCGAUGAACCUGAUCACGUCAAGCUUUGGCCUCGAUUUCGUCAAAUGGUUUUCGAAUACGACAGAACACCGCAUAUCGUCAGUGUCAAUUGGUUGCUGGACAUUGCUAUGUCUCAAGAGAUUCGUUGGAAGGACGAAUAUGAGUUCCAAACUCGUGAAGAUGCGUAA
This is a messenger RNA of Talaromyces atroroseus, 2586 nucleotides long. RefSeq lists its product as hypothetical. NCBI's taxonomy places the organism in Eukaryota, Fungi, Ascomycota, Eurotiomycetes, Eurotiales, Trichocomaceae. The coding region runs from base 1 to 2586 and encodes 861 amino acids. Gene Ontology annotation, cellular component: Cul8-RING ubiquitin ligase complex; nucleus. Gene Ontology annotation, biological process: double-strand break repair; DNA double-strand break attachment to nuclear envelope. The record is from RefSeq and is a predicted model, not a curated record. The transcript is spliced from 4 exons.